Molecule: messenger RNA, 3129 nt
Organism: Cadophora gregata
Lineage: Eukaryota; Fungi; Ascomycota; Leotiomycetes; Helotiales; Ploettnerulaceae
Exons: 2
Coding region: 1-3129 (1042 amino acids)
Biological process (GO): chromatin remodeling
Cellular component (GO): cytoplasm
Source: RefSeq, a predicted model, not a curated record
AUGGAUACAGGCCUUCGGUCUGCUAGAAACGAGCUCUUUCAGGAGCUCAAACCCAAAUGUGUCGAGCUCAGCCAGCUAGUUCUUCGGGACGAUGGUAGUGCGGCGAGUUUGAAAGCUCUGUUACAGUCCGCAACCCGGCUUCUCGCGAUAUUGGAAGGAAAGUGUCGACGGACGGAUGGCGCAUUUGACGACAAAUUGGCAGACUAUGCCUUCUUUCCGCUCUCCCAGAUCCUCCAGAGGAAGAAAACGUACAUAGACCGGCUGUCCGAGGUUACAAUAAAAUGUGUGCGGAUACUGCUAGAAUACGGUUGGAGAAGCUCAAUCGCCCUCGACCUUGCGAAGCAGCUACUGAUCCUCCUCACAUUUGUUGCUGGCGGGGUACCUGGGAAGGAGUCUACCCCUCCGCCGGAGGAGCUGAUGGUUGAAGCCUAUGGUGCCAUCGCAGCAUUGUUUGGCGCUUUGACAAGCACUCCUGGAGGAUCAACCUCUUUGGUCGAGUCCGGGACAAUGCCUGCUUUGGGACAUUGCGUGACUGUGAUAUUGCAUGGCAUUGUGGAUGGGCCAUCAGCAGUUGCACAACUUCAAGCUCUCCAAGCUUUAGAUGCUGUCUGGCACUGUGUCAAGGACCCCGAAGCUCUUUCGAACUUUUUACCAGGAACGAUAUCUGCCCUAACCAAGUCUUUGAUGCCUGCAACAGGUUCUCGAAGAUCACGGAAAGCCCUUGUCAGAGCAAUGGAAGUGCUUGGACACGUCCUUGUCUCUACUUUGAGUGACCUUCGUACGCGGAGUAUCAGAAAUGAGAAGCCAUCAGCUGAAGUGGCCACGACUGGUUCAGAUCGGACACAGAAGAAUCUUACUAUGUCUUGGCUGAAAGCAACCACUGGCCAAAUAAAACUGGCUCUUUCCAAUAUUAUCAGGCUCCGGAGUCACGAGGCUGUGGAAGUAAAGAAAGCUCUUAAUCGGUUGUGUCUCACGCUCUUAGACGAGUGUCAUGAUACAUUAUCCGAAGCAGCAUCAUUACUAGUUGAGACAUGUAUGACGCUUGCGGGAGCUGAUGAUGAGGAGGGUUUCAUUCAACGAGCAACAUCUCUUAUCGACCUUGCUUCUAUUCAUCCAGACCUAGGUGCCUUGAUCAAGAAUACCGUAUACAACUGGGUUACAAGUCUCCCUAGAGUUAUGCAGUCAAAUGAUGAAUCUGCAAAACAUGCAGCACUGGGUCAGCUUUCCAAAGCACAUGCUUUGCUCAAAGGUUUGAACCUCGAGUCCUCAAUUCUGGAGGAUGCUCUCGGAAACUCUCUACGGGAUAGCGUAGCUCUUACAAUCGAAUCUCUACCCACGACGCAAGGUGUACAGGAAGCAGAAUUCGAUCUGAACAGCCAAGCUGCAAUGACGUUAGUACCGGAUAAUGCACUGUCAAUCCAAUUCCAGCCAAUUAUAAUGGCUCAAGAGAGUCAACGGGUGACUCGAAAUCAACUCACAACACUGAUCAGUAGUCUUGGUAACAGACAAUCACAAUUGACUAUGGCUAGUGAGAUGCUCCAUUACGCACGAAGCGCAUCUGGACCAAGCUUGCUAUCAGCAUAUUGGCUCUCGUCACAACUUCUACGAUCAGCAGAGUCGGGUAAUAAGGACAUGGACGAGUUUUUCGAAUCGGCUCUAACAUUUUCUGACGAACAAGAAACUAUGAAUGAAGAGAUCUUUUCGUUCUCCCAAUCUCUCCUGGUGAACACGGACGAGGGGCCUUCGGACUGGCGUCUAAAAGCCGUUGCUCUAGAGGUUGUUGCCGGAGCAGCUCAACGUAUGAAAGAGAGUUUCAGAACGGAGUUGGUGGAUACGCUGUAUCCCAUAGUCCAAUUGCUUGGAUCACCAAAUUCGCGGCUACGUGAGCAUGCUAUCACUUGUCUAAACAUCAUAUCCAACUCUUGCGGCUACGACAACGCAAGCGGACUGGUUGUAGAUAAUGUUGAUUAUAUGGUCAAUGCGAUCUCUCUAAGACUCAACACAUUUGACAUCUCGCCGCAAGCACCACAGGUCCUCGUUAUGAUGAUCCGUCUUACUGGACCAUCUCUCUUACUCUACCUCGACGAUGUUGUAGAGUCUAUCUUUGCUGCCUUGGACAAUUUCCACGGAUACCAACUCCUGGUCGAUGUCCUGUUUUCAGUACUCGGAGAAAUCGUUUCUGUAGGAUCACAUUCAGACCAUCUGCAAAUAGAACAAACCCCAGCGAUCAACCACAGAAAGACUCGUCCAGAACCUGUAUCCACCGACGAGCUCGCCAAAUUCCUCAAACCUAAGUCUACUACUGAGGAUACAUCCCUCCCACAUGAAGAAGUUCCUCAAAAGCCUUGGAAGUCGGCCAAAACCCUCCUCGACGAGGCGACUCCAAAAGACCCUCUCUCGGACGAAGAAGACGAAGAACAAGAAGAAAAAGGAGAAGAAGAUGACUCUUCCCGCGACAUCCAAGAAAUCGCAAAAGCACCCCCCACAAAAACCUACACUAUGCUCCAAUCCAUCUCUCGGCACUCCCAACACCACCUUACCUCUUCCUCCUCCCACCUCCGCACAAAACUGCUCUGUUUGAUCCGCACUUCCGCAUCCUCACUUGCCUUCGACGAAGACGCUUUCCUUCCACUUGUGAACGAUAUCUGGCCAGUAGUAAUCACGCGUCUUUACGAUCCAGAGCCGUAUGUACAAAUCGCUGCGUGCGAAGCUGUGUCUGAAAUCUGUCGAUGUGCAGGCGAUUUCAUGAGCUCGAGAAUCCGGGACGAGUGGGUAUCUAUCAUCAAACUCGCCAACUCAGCAAAGCAGGCAGCAGAUAAGGAGAAGCGAGGGAAUGGAGGCAGAGGACGAGGUGUAUUUUCGCAGGCUAGUAAGCUGUGGGAGGGUGUAGUGGAGCUAUUGUGUGCUAUAGUGGAGUAUGUGAGGGUUGAGGAUGAGAUGUUUGAUGAGGUUGUGGAUGUGUUGGGUGAUUUGGUGUGGGAGAGGGAAAGUGUGAGGACAGCGUUGGAGGCUGUUAAUGCUGAUGCGGUGUGGUUGGUUAUGCAGAUGAAUGGGAGGAAUGGGAAGGUGGAAACGCCAUAUAUGGAUGGAUUUACGUUUCUUGAAUUGGACAGUGUAGUUGUCCUUUAG